Syngnathoides biaculeatus (alligator pipefish) is the source of this 3482-nucleotide messenger RNA. It is a transcript of the gene tmem151ba, whose product is annotated as transmembrane protein 151Ba. The coding region runs from base 969 to 2609 and encodes 546 amino acids. The transcript has 2 exons. NCBI's taxonomy places the organism in Eukaryota, Metazoa, Chordata, Actinopteri, Syngnathiformes, Syngnathidae. The record is from RefSeq and is a predicted model, not a curated record.
CACACGUGAUAUUAACAAAACAUUUACACUGGUAUUUAUGUAAUUAGCCAUACCCUAGCAAAAUGUGGAUUUGAAGUCAUGAAGAAAAUACAACUACAGGUAAAAUAUUUAUUUUACAAUAUUUGGCUAAUUCAUAUUUGACAUUUAUUGAGGUACCAUAGAAACAGUUUCAAGUCCCAAAAUAUUGUACAGUUAAAUGAAAAUUAAACUAGCUACACAAUAUUUAUAAGUGUAUCUAUUGAUAUAAAGCACCAUAGAUAGAUGGAUAGACAUUUAAAAAUGACCACACAUACGUGAUAUUAACAAAACCAUUAUGCUGAUAUUUAUACAAUUAGCCAUACCCUAGCAAAAUGCGGAUUUAAAGUUAAUAAAAUAUAAGUACAGGUCAAAUAUUUAUUUUACAAUAUUUGGCUAAUUCAUAUUUGACAUUUAUUGAGGCACAAUAGAACCAGUCUUACAUCCCAAAAUAAGGCACCGUCAAAUGAAAAUUAAACUAGCUACACAAUAUUUACAAGUGUAUUGAUAUAAAUCAGCAUAGAUAGAUAUAGUCGGGUACAUGCAGGUGGGAUGAUGCCAAAUUAGGGGGCGUGUGGUGUUUUGGGGGGAGACGUUCACGCCGUGGCAGCUCCGCCCCCGCGUGGAUGCUCGACGUGCACGCGCAACGUUGUGAGGUGCCGUGGCGAUGUCUGCCCACCCGCCUUCUUUGUCCCUCUUCACGUCCUCUACCUGCAACGGGAAGCUGGGCCGACCAGCGCCGCCGCCGCCGCCGCCUUCGUCGUUUCCGAGCAUCCCAUGAAGUGCUCUCGACUUGCAGACGUCGCGUCGUUCGCUCUUUCGGCUGUGACACCCCCCCCCCGUCCCCCCUCCCCCUUCCACUCACCACCCUCGUCUUCCGUACCCACAUGGAAGAUGUUCCCGUUUAGCCGCCGGGUUCCCCUGGCUGGGCCGCUUUGUCAAGUGGCUUCCGCAUGUGUUUAGAUUUUUGGAACCCCAGCCGCAUCCCCCUCCUUUCGUCCCGUCCCAACUGGAGCCCCCCAUGCACGACUUCUUUUGUCAUCAUGUCCCCAGCGUCGGCCGCGGCGGCCACUGAAAGCAGCACCUGCACCGUCGCCCCAGAAGAGGAGCCGGAACCGGAGCCAGAGCCGGAGAGUCCUCGACUUGAGCUGCGGCCUCAGAAACAGUCCCUGCUCAAGUCGUUGUGCCAGGAGACACACUGGAAAUGCCUGCUGCUGUCCCUGCUCAUGUACGGCUGCGUGGGCGCCGUGACCUGGUGCCAGGUGACCACCGUCACCCGCCUCUCCUUCGACAGCGCCUACAAGGGCAAAUCAAUGAUGUACCACGACAGUCCCUGUUCCAAUGGCUACAUCUACAUCCCCCUCGCAUUCCUGGUCAUGCUCUACGUGGUCUACUUGGUGGAGUGCUGGCACUGCUACACCAGGAACGAGAUGCAGUUCAAAGUGGACGUGGAAAAUGUGGCCGACCGCGUCCGGAGGAUGAAGCAGGCCACGCCGUGCAUCUGGUGGAAGGCCAUCAGCUACCACUACGUGAGGAGGACGCGGCAGGUGACGCGCUACAGGAACGGAGACGCGUACACCACCACGCAGGUCUACCACGAGAGGGUCAACACGCACGUGGCCGAAGCCGAGUUCGACUACGGGAACUGCGGUGUGAAGGACAUCUCGAAGCAGCUGCGGGGCUUGGAGUGCUUUGCCAUCACCAAGCUGAGGUUCACCAAGUGCUUCAGCUUUGCAAACGUGGAAUCGGAGAACUCUUACCUGACGCAGCGAGCCAGGUUUUUCACAGAGAACGAGGGCCUGGACGACUACAUGGAGGCCCGCGAGGGCAUGCACCUGAAGAAUGUCGACUUUAAGGAAUACAUGAUUGCCUUCUCCAGCCCGCAUCACCUUCCCUGGUACGCAUCGCAUUCCACUUUCUGGACAGCGGCUGCUUUGACUCUCUCCUGGCCGUUACGGGUCCUGACCGAGUAUCGGACCGCUUGCGCCCACUACCACGUCGAGAAGCUUUUCGGCUUCGACUAUGUGCCGGCGAUGACUUCCGAGGAGCGUCCUUGUUGCAGGCACAUCCCGCGUGUCAACACCAUCGACAGCACGGAGCUGGAGUGGCACAUCCGCUCCAACCAGCAACUGGUGCCCAGCUACUCGGAGGCAGUUCUGAUGGACCUGGCCCAGCUGUCGGGCAGCUGCCAGAACUACUCUGCUUGUCGCCGCUACGGCAGCUACAGGCAAAAUUGCCAGCGGUGCCACCGCGCCAUCAGCAACUCCUCCAUCUUCUCUCGCAGCGCGCUGAGCAUCUGCAACACGGCGAGCCCGCGCCUUCCCUUCAGCGCCAGUCGCUUCUCGCUGGGCCGGCUCUACGGCUCCAGGCGGAGCUGCCUGUGGCGGAGCAGCGGGAGCUUGAACGAGCCCGCCAGCCGCCCCACGGAAAGCACGCGCUGCCUCUCGGGCCAGCACGGCGGCGAGGAGAGCCCGCCGGCAUACCAGGAUGCGCUCUACUUUCCCGUACUGAUCGUACACAACAACGAAGGCUGCCUCAACCACGACCAUCGCUCCCUCCACAGAAAUGGCUCCUGCGUGGAGACGUCUCUAUAACCCUCCAACAAGAUACAACGCAAGGAUACAUGACCUUAUUGUCGGUUCAGGUACCGUGGCUUAAGAAGCUAGUUUGUCAGGUAAGGGCAUCUACUGAGCUGUAAAGACAAUUAUCAAAUAGCUAAGAAGCACUAAAGGCCCUGCAGUUGAGAUAUUUAUCAAAUUAAUACCAUGUAAGCUUAAAACAUUUGCAAGAAAUCCAGUGGAACCUCUUUAAGGUGAAUACAAACACAGACUUCUGAAAUAUAUAGAUUUGGAAACCAAUUUCCCCAAUGAUUAAUCAAAAUGCAAUCAUGCUCAAAAACAUUAUUAUCAACAACUAUUUAUAUGUAUCUAUAUAUUUGCUCCCAAAAGUCAUUCUUUCAUUAGCAAUGACAAUCUGGCAAUAAGAAAAAGAAAUAAAAUUGGUAAUCCUGAUUGAUGGCUAACGCUAACGGGCGGUGCUAAUGCUAACACGGCGGCGCUGAGGCUAACUAGCGCUGCGGCUGUGAAAAAAGUCGCGGUUUGUAGGCCGGGAAUUACGGUACUCAUCAAUUUCCUUUCUGUGUGUGAAAUCUAGGUCGGUUUGGUUUCUUUUCUUUUAUGAUCUAUGAAUAGCAACGUGUGGCUAUUCAGGUUAGUCGUACCUUCUGCUAUCCAACGUUUGAGCAUUCAGUUCUGUUAAUAUACAUCACUGGCAUAGAUAGAUGAAAAAGGAUACCAUCUUUGUCAUGAAUAAAAGGGAAACUUGGUAGUGGAAUCAGUAAUAUACACAAUGUUAUAGGGCACAUUUUAACUUGUGUUACAUAUUUGUAAAAAUAAGUCAUACGGUUGAUCAUAAAAUGGAUGAACAGAAAAAAAAAGUCAACAUGGAGGAUAAAUGACAAAAGCAUA